This is a messenger RNA of Astyanax mexicanus (Mexican tetra), 2557 nucleotides long. RefSeq names its product solute carrier family 38 member 6 (gene slc38a6). The record is from RefSeq and is a predicted model, not a curated record. The coding region runs from base 441 to 1820 and encodes 459 amino acids. Gene Ontology annotation, biological process: amino acid transmembrane transport; L-glutamine transport. The transcript is spliced from 16 exons. Gene Ontology annotation, molecular function: L-glutamine transmembrane transporter activity. Lineage: Eukaryota; Metazoa; Chordata; Actinopteri; Characiformes; Acestrorhamphidae.
UUCAGCCUGAGAGUGGAGAGCUGAGAGAGGAACAGAGAGAGGGAGAGAUAGAGGGGGAAAGAGGGGAGGAAAGGAAAAAGUAAGGCUAGGAAAGAAGGUAAGGGAAGACACAGGACAGAGAGAAAGAAAAAAAGAAGAAAAGAAAAGCUUAAAUACAGAAAAAGAAAGAACGAAAGCAGGGAAAAGAGAAGAGAGUGAGAGAAGUUAAGGGAGGAGGAAAUAAACAAAAGGGAAAAGUGAAAGGAAGAGAGGGUGAGGAAAAGAAAAGGUAAGGUAAGGCUAGGGAAAAACGGAAGAUAGCACAGGACAGAAAGAAAGAAAACGAGAAGAGAGGAGAAGGUUAAAGACAAAUGCAGAGGAAAUAGACACAAGGAAAAAGUGAAAAAGGGAGGAAAAAAGAAAGAAUAGGAGAGAGAGACAGAGAGGAAAGAGAGAGGCAGAUGAGUAAAGAAGCUGCAGCCUCCAGCAUUCAGGCUGGGAGUAGAGAUCAGCCGGACAGAGGAGAUGAAGAUGAUGGUGAAACUACACCACUACUGGCUCAGGGUGCCUCUAGAGGGGCCUCCUUUGCUUCCUCUGUGUUCAACCUGAUGAAUGCCAUAAUGGGCAGUGGCAUCCUGGGUCUAGCAUAUGCCAUGGCCAACACGGGCAUCGUCGGCUUCAGUGUUUUGUUGUUGCUGGUGUCCAGUUUGGCCUCCUAUUCCAUCCACAUCCUCCUCACCCUGUGUGAUCAGACAGGGUUGAAGUCAUAUGAAGGUCUGGGGGAAAUAGCUUUCCAAAAAGCUGGGAAGGUUCUUGUAGCUUCUACUAUUUUGAUCCAGAAUAUUGGUGCGAUGGCCUCCUACAUGUUCAUCUUAAAGUCUGAACUUCCAGCCACCAUCCACAGCUUCCUGAGAACAGAGGCCUCUGGUUUGUGGUAUGAAGACGGUGGAAUUCUGUUGAUUCUGGUCACGGUGUGUGUGGUGCUACCUCUCGCCCUCCUGCCAAAGAUAGGUUUCCUUGGUUACACCAGCAGCCUGUCGUUUUUCUUCAUGUUGUUCUUCGCUGUAGUGGUUGUGGUGAAGAAGUGGUCCAUUCCCUGUCCUUUACCCGUCAACUCCACUCUCAGCCUGCAAAUGUCUUCUCCAACUCCAUCCUCCAACUUCUCCGGCUCAGACUGCACGGCUCAUCUCUUUGUCUUCUCUAGUAAGAGUGCCUACGCCAUUCCCACCAUGGCAUUCUCCUUCUUGUGCCACACUGCCAUUCUGCCCAUUUACUGUGAACUCCACCGGCCCACUAAGCGGAGGAUGCAGAAUGUGGCGAAUGUCAGCAUCUCUCUUAGUUUCUUGGUGUAUUUGGUGUCUGCUCUGUUCGGCUACCUCACCUUUUAUGCUCAGGUGGAGUCUCAGCUGUUGCUAGGAUACGAUGCCUACCUGCCACAUGACGUCCUGGUGACAGUGGUCCGCUUGUUCAUCUUGCUGGCUGUGCUGCUCACAGUGCCUCUUAUACACUUCCCGGCCCGUAAAGCAGUGUUAAUGUUGUUUUUGGGUGAGAGGAGGUUCUCCUGGAUUGCUCACUGUCUCUCCACCUUCCUCCUCCUCCUGGUGGUGGUGCUGCUGGCUGAAUAUGUUCCAGAUAUUAGAAAUGUUUUUGGAGUUGUGGGCUCCACUACCUCCACCUGUUUACUGUUUGUGUAUCCUGGUUUGUUUUACCUGCGGAUCAAUUCUCAUGACAUCAGGUCCUGCAGUUCAACUAAGGCGGGAGCCCUGGUGGUGUUUGGUGUGUUCGUGGGUUUGCUGAGCCUCUGUAUCAUCAUCCUCUCAUGGGCACAAAUGUCCUUCUGACCUUUUCUCCAGCUGUUGGUGUUCUUCAACAUUUCUAACUGUUCCCCUCUGUUUUCACAAAUCCAACUUAAUGAGGGACGUGUUAAACACACACAUAGACAGGGGUGCUGUUAUUACUGUAACACAGGUUACACAUUCUGACCAAGCAUUUUUCAGGACCUGACGUAUAAUAAAGGAAAAGCUGCAGGACACACAGAAAUACACUUGUAAAAUAUAAUUUCAUAUGUACUGUGGAAUUAUGGGAAUAUGUGGACCAGUUCUUAUGUUAUGUGUUGAUACAUACAACUGUUCUCAGUUGUGAAAAUGCACUUUAUUUCAUUCUUUGUAUAGUGCGGAAACAAUCAGGGACCUCUUGGAAAGAUUGAAACCGUGCCUUACCAUGUGGAAAGAUGCCUGUACUUGUCUUAUAGCUGCUCAUAUUUUGAUAUAAAAGUGCAAUAAUUUAUAACAAUCCUUUUCAGGUACCCAACACUAGCCUUUUACACCACAGAACCUUCCCACUGCACCUUAAACACCAAAGAUACACUGCUCUGUGAACUCCUUAUAUUUUACAAUAUAAUAUAGCACAAUAAAAAUUAGUUCUCUCAGUCUGCAAUGUGAGUAACAUCCUACAAAUCAUCCCCUACGCACAAACCCAUCUCCCUCUCACAAUUACUGUUCUGACUUUGUUUCUUUGUGUGUAAUGUAAUUUUGUUAUAUGGAGUUUUACAUGUAUAAACAAACUUAUUGACCACUGA